CUGGGUCUGAUGGGGAUUUUCCGUUCUCAGUGCGCUCGGGUGAGUCAACGGUCACCCACUUCUGUACAUCUUAGCUAACACCUUGGAGCAGGGGCUCGGCCUGUCAGGUCCAGCCUGAACUUGGUCGUGGGGUCUGACAGGUGAUGUCCCUCACUCUCCACCCCCAUCCGGUAUCGAGACCGAGUCAGGGGAUGCUGGUGCCCGCGCCCUGCUCCUCCACGGCCUGGCCCCUGCGCGCAGCACACCUGCGCCCCCCUGGCGGGAAACGAAGGCUGCGGGGUGGGUCCGCCUCCCCUCGAGGCUCCCGCGCGCCGCCCGUGUUCGCGCGCGCGGUUGUCAAUAAAGUUCUCGCGCGCCGGAAGCGGAAGCGGCGAAUCUCCAUGGCGGCGGCGGCUGCGGCGGCGGGGCCGGUGUUCUGGAGGCGGCUGCUGGGCCUCCUGCCUGGCCGCCCCGGGCUGGCCGCUCUCCUGGGGCGCCUGUCCGACCGACUCGGCAGGAACCGGGACCGCCGGCGCAGGAGGCCACCAUGGCUGUUGUUGGCUCCUCUGCUGUCUCCAGCUGUCCCCCAUGUCACCUCGCCUCCUUGCUGCCUGUGUCCGGAGGGCGUGCAUCGCUUCCAGUGGAUCAGAAACCUGGUUCCAGAGUUUGGAGUCUCCAGCUCUCACGUCAGGGUGCUUUCUUCACCUGCAGAGUUUUUUGAGCUCAUGAAGGGGCAGAUAAAAGUAGCCAAGAGGCGGGUCGUGAUGGCGUCCCUCUACCUGGGGACAGGUCCUUUGGAACAGGAACUGGUGGAUUGCCUGGAAAGCACUCUAGAAAAGUCACUCCAGGCGAAGUUUCCUUCCGACCUCAGGGUGUCCAUUCUCUUAGACUUCACGCGGGGCUCAAGAGGAAGGAAAAACUCUCGCACGAUGCUGCUCCCACUCCUGCAGAGGUUUCCAGAACAGGUCCGAGUCUCGCUCUUCCACACGCCUAACCUCCGUGGGCUCCUCCGGCUCCUCAUCCCCGAGCGCUUCAACGAGACCAUCGGCCUCCAGCACAUCAAGGUGUACCUCUUCGACAACAGCGUCAUCCUGAGCGGCGCAAACCUGAGUGACUCCUACUUCACCAACCGGCAGGACCGCUACGUGUUCUUGCAGGACUGUCCUGAGAUUGCAGACUUCUUCACGGAGCUGGUGGACGCGGUGGGGGACGUGUCCCUGCAGUUGCGGGGGGACGACACGGUGCAGGUGGUGGAGGGGAUGGUGCAUCCUUACAAAGGUGACCGGGCUGCGUAUUGCAAGGCAGCCAAUAAGAGGGUUAUGGAUGUGAUCAACUCAGCCAGGACCCGCCAGCAGAUGCUGCACGCCCAGACCUUCCACAGCAACUCCCUCUUAACCCAGGAAGAUGCAGCAGCCGCUGGAGACCGGAGGCCAGCCCCAGACACCUGGAUUUACCCAUUGAUCCAGAUGAAGCCCUUUGAGAUUCAGAUCGAUGAGAUUGUCACGGAGACCCUGCUGACAGAGGCCGAGCGAGGCGCUAAGGUCUACCUCACCACCGGCUACUUCAACCUGACCCAGGCCUACAUGGACCUGGUCUUGGGCACGCGAGCCGAGUACCAGAUCCUGCUGGCCUCGCCGGAGGUGAACGGCUUCUUCGGGGCCAAGGGGGUGGCAGGUGCCAUCCCGGCCGCCUACGUGCACAUUGAGCGGCAGUUCUACAGUGAGGUGUGCAGCCUGGGGCAGCAGGAGCGGGUCCAGCUGCAGGAGUACUGGCGGAGGGGCUGGACAUUUCAUGCCAAAGGCCUCUGGCUGUACCUGGCAGGGAGCAGCCUGCCCUGUCUCACGUUGAUUGGCUCUCCUAAUUUUGGGUACAGGUCAGUUCACCGGGACCUGGAGGCCCAGAUCGCCAUUGUGACGGAGAGCCGGGCCCUGCAGCAGCAGCUUCACCAGGAGCAAGAACAGCUCUACCUGAGGUCCGGCGUGGUGUCCUCCGCCACCUUUGAGCAGCCGAGCCGGCAGGUGAAGCUGUGGGUGAAGAUGGUGACUCCACUGAUCAAGAACUUCUUCUGAGAACAGCAGUGAUUACAGAAAGAAGAAGAAAAGAAUGAAACUCGGAAUUCUGGCCUCUGGAGUAGAAUUUGGAGGGUGACGGGGAACGGAAGUAGUGAUUUCAAGUCCUAUAUUUUAGAUGAUGGAAGAAAACCUGUGUUUUUUUUUUUGUUUUCCUCUCUGUUCCUGCUGCUUUAUAUGGCUGGUCUCAUUUUCAUUCUGCAACGACUCCAGUCCCAGGCAAGAAGACUGGGGUUCGGGGGGUCAGCAACUUGCCCAGAGUAACGCCGACAGGAAGUGUUGGAAACAGGGUUUCUUCACCACGUUCUCACAUCAGGGGCUGUGUGUCAGGUGCUGUUCUGAGCGCUGCCCAUAUGUCAGGUCCUGAAGCCGCCCCUGCCCUGGCACGUGUCCUCACCCCAUCUGACUCUGGGCAACAGGCCCAGAGAGGCUGAGCGUCUCUCCCAAGGUGACACAGCUUGGACUGGGCAGUGUGGGGAUUCACACAGAGCCAGGCUGCCCCAGAGGCCACCCCUGCUCCCCUGUACACACAACGGGCCACUUCUGCGUCCCCUCAGCUCAGUGCCCAGUUUUCAGGGAUCACCAGUGAGGCUAAGGCUCUAAGGAUGAGACUUACAAGAGGUGAUGUUAAAAAGAAAAAGGGGUGAUGUUGUAGGUGUUAUUGUACAAGAGGGAUGAGGAAAAAUGCCCGUAGAUGCAGUUAAGAUGCUCUAGAAACUAGAGCAUCUUAACUAGAGUUUUUAAAAUAAUGGCAACGUCAUUGAGCACAGCAGACUGAGCUGUCUGCAGGAAGAAUUCUAAACGGACAGUUCAAAAUAAUAAUUGAAGUGUGAUUUGAAUUUAGGUGGGGAACACGGCCCAUCUCCUCCUCACUCUGGCAUAUUUUACGCUUCAUUUGGCAAAUAGUACAACGGGUCUGCGUCUUUUAAGCACACUCCAGACAGCAUGGGGAGGUGGCAGUUGAGAAGUUUGCUGGGUGACAAGGAGAAGACAUUUAUCAUGGAGUUAUUUAUGACGGCAGAAACGGAGACAGCCUAAACCCUCAGCAACGCAGGUAUAGUAAGUAAAUUACGGUUCAUCUGCAGCAAAAAAUCAAGCUGAUCAAGUGUUUUGACAACAUAGGGAAAAGUCUUUUUUCUCCCAUGAUGUUAAG
This is a messenger RNA of Balaenoptera musculus (blue whale), 3201 nucleotides long. RefSeq names its product phosphatidylglycerophosphate synthase 1 (gene PGS1). The record is from RefSeq and is a predicted model, not a curated record. Gene Ontology annotation, molecular function: CDP-diacylglycerol-glycerol-3-phosphate 3-phosphatidyltransferase activity. The transcript is spliced from 10 exons. Bases 144 to 2048 code for a protein of 634 amino acids. Gene Ontology annotation, cellular component: mitochondrion. Gene Ontology annotation, biological process: cardiolipin biosynthetic process. NCBI's taxonomy places the organism in Eukaryota, Metazoa, Chordata, Mammalia, Artiodactyla, Balaenopteridae.